This is a messenger RNA of Musca vetustissima, 792 nucleotides long. Its product is annotated as 2-aminoethanethiol dioxygenase. The transcript has a single exon. Gene Ontology annotation, molecular function: oxidoreductase activity, acting on single donors with incorporation of molecular oxygen, incorporation of two atoms of oxygen. The record is from RefSeq and is a predicted model, not a curated record. NCBI's taxonomy places the organism in Eukaryota, Metazoa, Arthropoda, Insecta, Diptera, Muscidae. Bases 1 to 792 code for a protein of 263 amino acids. Gene Ontology annotation, cellular component: mitochondrion.
AUGAGUUCCCAUUUUGGAAACAUUUUGAGACAGGCCCUCAAAACUUUCGAUCGAAAAAAUCAAAGUUCUCUCGUUAAUAAUUUAGCGACUUUGAAACAAUUGACAGAUCAACUUUCUAAACGCGACAUUCUCAUCAAUGAGGAGGAACUACUUAAAGAUAGUAUCUAUCAAAUUCCUGGACGUGCUCCUUGUACUUAUAUGCACAUAUUCGAAGAUGAUACCGUGUCGAUGAGUGUUUUCAUAAUGCGAGGUGGUUACACUAUGCCAUUACAUGACCAUCCCUGUAUGCAUGGCCUUUUGAAAGUCAUUCACGGCAAACUUAGAAUUCAAACUUAUACUCAACAAAGUACGCCAAACAGUGAUUCCAUUAAGGUCAACAAUACCAAAUUCAAGGAAGUCGAUGUUGUUAAGGAAGAACCAGUAGUUGUAACAUCAGAUAUGGGUUGCUCACUAUUGACACCAACUGAGAGAAAUUAUCACGAAAUUACAGCCGUGGGAGGGGUUGCAGCAUUCUUUGAUAUUUUAGCUCCACCCUAUGAUGCAGAUGUUCCCGGGAUUGGUCCCAGAUCAUGUACAUUUUAUGAGGCAAUUGAAUCGUCUUCAGUGGACCCAUCAGCAAAUAGUAAAACAACCGAUGAUAAUGUUAGUAUUUGUGGAAGAGAAUCCAAACCAAAAUUGAAAUUAAAACGUAUACCUGCACCUGUAUCAUAUUACUGCGAUACCACAGAUCCACAUGAGACUUUAAUACGAACGGUAUUUAUGUAUAUUAAAGAAGCUUAUAGUCCUACAUAA